GUAGCUGAUCUACGCGUGGAGCUUGGGUUUAUCAGCCAGUAAGCCAGCAGACAGAAGCAGGGCACACAGUGAGAAAAGAAAGAGCAAUAAGAGGGUGACUGUUGCUAGAGAUAAGCGCGGCUGAAUCAAUCAAGAUGAACCACAGCUCCAACGAGAAAGAACCUGAGACCAUAGAGCCACUGCGUUAUCUCAGUAAAACGGAGGUGGCGACUGUUGAGACGGAGCUCCUGAGGGACUAUCGCUUUGGACAGCAGCAGCUGAUUGAAAUAUGGGGCCACGCUUGUGCUAUUGCCAUCACAAAGGCUUUUCCUUUAAGCUCCCUGAGUAAAAAGCAGCCCACCCUGCUGGUUGUUUGUGGUCCUGAGCAGAAUGGCUCCAUCGGUCUGGUGUGUGCCCGCCAUCUGCGCAUGUUUGAAUACGAGCCCACCAUUUUCUAUCCCAAGCGUUCUCCUCAGAGUUUGCACCAGGACUUCACUGUUCAAUGUGAGAAAAUGGACAUCCCGUUCCUGUCCUAUCUUCCUACGGAGGUCCAGCUGUUAAAUGAUGCCUACAAUCUGGUGAUCGACGCCAUCCUGGGACCAGAAACCGACCUCAAGGAGGUUAAAGAGCCCUACGCUGGGAUGCUGGUGACUCUCAAACAGGUCAAAAUACCCAUCGUUAGUGUGGACGUGCCCUCAGGUUGGGAUGUUGACGAACCCGCCAAAGAUGGGAUAAAUCCAGAAGUUCUCAUUUCUCUGACAGCUCCCAAAAAGUGCGCAACGGGUUUCUCGGGAAAGCAUUUUCUGGCGGGACGAUUCCUGCCCUAUGACAUUCAGAAAAAAUAUGAACUUAAUCUGCCAGAAUUCCCCGGCACGGAAUGUGUUAUAGAACUGUAGCCAUUUAUACAGACC
Labeo rohita (rohu) is the source of this 890-nucleotide messenger RNA. It is a transcript of the gene yjefn3, whose product is annotated as YjeF N-terminal domain containing 3. The coding region runs from base 135 to 875 and encodes 246 amino acids. Gene Ontology annotation, molecular function: NAD(P)HX epimerase activity. Gene Ontology annotation, cellular component: mitochondrion. The transcript has 6 exons. The record is from RefSeq and is a predicted model, not a curated record. Lineage: Eukaryota; Metazoa; Chordata; Actinopteri; Cypriniformes; Cyprinidae.